Molecule: messenger RNA, 1346 nt
Organism: Carassius auratus (goldfish)
Lineage: Eukaryota; Metazoa; Chordata; Actinopteri; Cypriniformes; Cyprinidae
Exons: 10
Coding region: 73-1035 (320 amino acids)
Source: RefSeq, a predicted model, not a curated record
GUCAGAGAACAGAAAACUCAGUUUAGGUGGAGCUGAACGGUUACUAUCAACCAAAGCAGACCGGACUGAAAGAUGCGCACUUACCGUGUACUUCCACACUUAUUUGUUGCUCUUCUCUUCUGUGAUUAUGGGAUGUUCUCCACGCCAUCACCAUCUCCUUCAGGGAUGCCCACUAAUGCAGUAUUAAACAUAUCUGACUCUAACACUACUGUGACGACAACUAAAUCUAUAACAGUUGGGAAUGGCUCGAGCACGGUAGAAUCUGGCUCAGGGAGAAAUCAGCCAAAUGAUUUCAAUGGUACGACUGAGAGCAGUAGAGAACAUUCUGUCACUGAAUCUCAAAGGGUUAACGGAAGCACCAGCGCAGCGAUCUCCUCAACAGCACGUCCAGAGAGCACCACACAUGACGUGAAGCACCAUACUACUCCAGAGAAAAAAGAUUCAACAACGGGUACAGGAGGAAUGAAAGCAGAAGAUUCAACAGUAACAGGAGGUGUCAUCAUUUUGGUCCUCUUCUUGCUCAUGAUUGGUUCCCUGCUUGGCCUUUUGUAUUAUUUGAGAAAGAAAACAAGGAGUUACUCAUUUGAUCUGACUCGUGUGGACGUAGCUGCCAAUGAUUACGUUGACACCCCGCUCAGAAACGACCAACAAGGCAUAAGCUAUGAACAAACUAACAAAGAUCUGUCUGUGUGUGCGGACUACGUACAAGAGGACAAGUCAGAGGAGAAGACUGAUCCCAAAGCAAAUGGGUCUUGUGGAGAGAAAACUGAAGAAGCAUCCACUAAUGACAACGAUUAUCAGAAUGUUCCAGAAGAAAAUAGUUUCUCUUCAAACUCGAGCUUGUCUCCACCAAUGAAGGACGAGGAUUUUAACCUGUGCCUGAAUCUGCUCGGAGGCGAAUCUGAUUUAAACGAUUUGACCGAAGCUGAAGCCACCGAUACGACGCAAAACGAAAACAACAAUAAUUUCAGCAAUGCCGGGCAGGGAGCAGCAGAAGAUAUCUUCACUGAAAUCAGUCUAGAUGAGCCAAACUAACAUGCAUAGUGUGUGUUUCCAAUGCAGCAGUCAAGAUCUCCGGUGUCUGGUGUCUAGAUUCAAACUAAAUCUGUUCAAGAUGCCUUGAUCCGGACUCUAUGAGUGCAAAAGCAUCCUUCAAGUUCUGUUCAUCUACUGUUAAAGGAGACUGUAUACUGUACAUAAAAAAAUAACAUUGAAUCAUUGGUUGAAGUUUAUGUAAAAAAUCUAAUGCUUUAUAAAAUAAUUUGUGGCUAUAUUAAAGUUAAUAAAAUAGACCGCUGUUAUCCUCAACCAUCUCCUAUAUUGGUCAAUAAACAGUAAUCCCAUAA